UAUAAAGAAUUGGAAAAGUCUGUCCGAGUGGAAGAAAUUGAUGGCAUGAAAGUGGUCAAAAAUCUAUCGAAGAAGAUGGAGGAGAUGUUCCGGAAGAAAAAGGAGGCCAUUCGGAGGCUGGUGGAGGCAGCAGAAGAGGCACAUCUACAGCACGAGGAAAACCCAGAGCUGCAGUAUGAGUACUUCAACGCGGUGCUGAUCAACGAGGUGGAUGAGGAGGGCAACAACGUGGAGCUGGGAGGAGAGUUUGUCCUCGAACCCAAUGAACACUUCAACAACCUGUCAGUCAACCUCAGCCUCAGUGUGGUGCAGGUGCCCACCAACAUGUAUAACAAAGAUCCUGCCAUAGUGAAUGGGGUGUAUUGGUCAGAGUCCUUGAAUAAAGUGUUUGUGGAUAACUGAAAAGAUCCGUCCCUGAUAUGGCAGUACUUUGGCAGUGCCAAGGGCUUCUUUAGGCAGUAUCCCGGGGUCAAAUGGCAUCCAGACGAACACGGAGUCAUCGCCUUUGACUGCAGGAACAGGAAAUGGUACAUCCAGGCAGCGACAUCUCCUAAAGACGUGGUGAUUCUAGUAGAUGUAAGUGGCAGUAUGAAGGGCCUGAGACUGACCAUCGCCAGACAGACGGUAUCCUCUAUACUGGACACACUGGGAGACGACGACUUCUUCAACAUCAUCGCUUACAAUCAAGAGAUUCACUAUGUGGAGCCUUGUCUGAAUGGCACACUGGUACGAGCAGACAGAAACAAUAAAGCUCAUUUCCGAGAACAUCUGGACAAGCUGUUUGCCAAAGGGAUUGGUCUGCUGGGUGAUGCUCUGACCGAAGCAUUCACCAUUCUAGGUGAUUUUAACCAGACUGGGCAUGGCAGUGUGUGUAGCCAGGCCAUCAUGCUGGUGACUGACGGGGCCACACAGAUGUACGACGAUGUUUUCGCCAAGUUCAACUGGCCAGACAGAAAGGUGCGCAUAUUCCCUUACCUGAUUGGCCGAGAGUCUGCCUUUGCUGAUAACAUGAAAUGGAUGGCCUGUGCUAAUAAAGGGUAUUUCAGUCAGAUCUCCACACUGGCUGAUGUACAGGAAAAUGUGAUGAGGUAUCUUCAUGUUAUGAGUCGUCCUAAAGUCAUCGAUCAUGAACAUGACACGGUCUGGACAGAAGCCUACAUGGACAGCACUGGGAGUAUCAUAAAGGGCCCCAGCCUGAUGACCACUGUGGCCAUGCCUGUGUUCAGCACCAAGAACGAGACGAAGAACCAGGGUAUUCUCCUCGGGGUAGUGGGCACAGACAUUCCCCUACAGGAACUUAUGAAGAUCAUCCCUAAACACCUGCUGGGUAUCCACGGUUACGCGUUUGCCAUCACUAACAAUGGCUACAUCCUGACCCAUCCAGACCUGAGGCCACUGUACCAGAAGGGCCAGAAGAGGAGGAAACCCAACUACAGCAGUGUGGACCUGUCUGAGGUGGAGUGGGAGGACAAGGAUGACUUUCUGCGUAAUGCCAUGGUCAACAGGAAGACGGGGACUUUCUCCAUGGAAGUGAAGAAGACAGUGGACAAAGGGAAACGUCUGCUGAAGAUGCACAAUGACUACUACUACACUGAAGUCAAGGGAACGCCCUUCAGUGUCGGUGUGGCUUUGUCCAGAGGCCAUGGCAAAUUCUUCUUCAGAGGAAACGUCUCCGUAGAAGCAGGGCUUCAUGACCUGGAACAGCCAGAUGUUGCGCUGGCAGAUGAAUGGACGUACUGCAACACAGACGAGUACUAUGAGCACCGUUCUCUCUCCCAGAUCCAGGCUAUUAAACUCUACCUGACCGGACGCAAACCACUCAUCAAAUGUGACAGGGAGCUGAUCCAGGAGGUUCUGUUUGAUGCUGUGGUCACAGCCCCACUGGAGGCCUACUGGACAGGCCUGGCCCUCAACAAGUCAGAGAAUUCAGAUAAAGGUGUGGAGAUUGCUUACCUGGGCACACGCACUGGCCUCUCUAGAACCAACCUGUUUGUUGUGCAAGAGGAUCUAUCCAAUCAAGACUUCCUGACAGCGGAGGAUAAGGAGGGGGUGUUUAACGCUGACCACUUCCCUCUGUGGUAUAAGAGAGCAGCAGAGCAGGUCCCUGGCACCUUUGUCUACUCCAUCCCCUUUGGAGGAAAUGAGAAUAAGAGUGUGGUUUUGGCCAGCACCGCCAUACAGCUGCUGGAUGACAGGAAGUCACCCAUUGUUGCAUCCGUUGGGAUUCAAAUGAACUUGAAUUUCUUUCAGAGGAAGUUCUGGACCGCUAGCAGACAGUGUGCUGCUCUGGAUGGGAAGUGCACCAUCAGCUGUGAUAAUGAGGACAUCAAGUGUUACCUCAUAGACAACAACGGCUUUAUUCUGGUCACAGAAGACUACUCUCAGACAGGGGAGUUCUUUGGUGAGGUGGAGGCUGCUGUUAUGACCAAGCUGCUCCUCAUUGGCUCCUUCAAGAGGAUCAAUCUGUAUGACUACCAGGCUCUCUGUAGAGAGUAUGCCGGCAGCAGUGACAGUGGACACUGUUUAUCACAUCCCUUCUCCAUUGUGAAAUGGCUCCUGACUGAACUAGUAAUGUUCCUGCUGGAAUUCAACCUGUACAGCUGGUGGCAUGUUGACCUCUCUGUCAAAGCCCAAAACUCGAGGGGAAAGACCAUGUUGGUGCCAUGUGAUACUGAGUACCCUGCCUUUGUCUCUGAGCGUACCAUCAAAGAGACCACGGGCAACAUUGACUGUGAGGGCUGUGUCAGAUCUUUUGUUAUUCAGCAGAUUCCCAGCAGUAACCUAUUCAUGGUUGUCGUGGACAACAAGUGUGACUGUAGCUCCACCCUUCCAGUUUCCAUGGACCCCAUUGAGAUUAUGUAUAUCCUUGUGAAGUUUGGGAAUAUUAAGUGUGUUUUUUAG
Messenger RNA from Oncorhynchus tshawytscha (Chinook salmon), 2901 nucleotides. RefSeq names its product voltage-dependent calcium channel subunit alpha-2/delta-3-like. NCBI's taxonomy places the organism in Eukaryota, Metazoa, Chordata, Actinopteri, Salmoniformes, Salmonidae. Gene Ontology annotation, molecular function: voltage-gated calcium channel activity. Gene Ontology annotation, cellular component: voltage-gated calcium channel complex. The record is from RefSeq and is a predicted model, not a curated record.